AUGUUAUCACAAGUUUCGAGCAGGACAUUGCUCCUGAUCCCAAUCCUUCUACACCAGGCCUUCACCGUUGCCAACGCCCAGGGAACCAGCAAUAUGCCACCACUCAACGUGACGGCCAUAUCGGCCUCAGGGGGAGACUCGACGCUCGAGUGCUGGCAGUUCGGCCCCUUUACGUCGGUGACGGCCCCGGGAGUAAACGACGCCUCGGCGCUGCUACUCACCCAGUCAGCCACGCAGGUCAACUACGCCAUGUUUCCAGCAGGCUCGACGGGGGGACUACACCGGUCACCGCGCAUGCAGUUCGUCGUCUUUAUGACGGGCAGGGCACGCAUCACGCUGCCGAACGGCAACGGCACGUACGAGGUCAACGGUGGCGGGAGGGGCUGCAUGAUCGUGUCGGCAGACACCUCAGACGUUAGCAGACUCGGCCACACCACCGAUUACCCCGGCGAUACGCCGACCGGGGUCAUGCAGGUGCCCAUCACCAACGGGAGGCAGGGCUUGGGCAGGUACAAGGUUCUACAUCAAGGGAGCUGCACCGAAGAGGAGCUCGGUGGCACCGUCACAACGCCUGCCGACGGCGGUGGUUAUAUAGAUGGUUAG
Pyricularia grisea is the source of this 603-nucleotide messenger RNA. RefSeq lists its product as uncharacterized. The transcript has a single exon. Bases 1 to 603 code for a protein of 200 amino acids. Lineage: Eukaryota; Fungi; Ascomycota; Sordariomycetes; Magnaporthales; Pyriculariaceae. The record is from RefSeq and is a predicted model, not a curated record.